Macrosiphum euphorbiae (potato aphid) is the source of this 264-nucleotide messenger RNA. The record is from the annotation of a GenBank genome assembly. NCBI's taxonomy places the organism in Eukaryota, Metazoa, Arthropoda, Insecta, Hemiptera, Aphididae.
AUGGAUGCCCGUAGCGAAAUUAACAUCGACGAAUUAUUGAGAACACUUAUAGAUAUACCCUCGUCGAUGAAUGCAUUCGUCGACGAGGAAGACAGGACAAUUGAAGACGUCGUAACCUGCACUCUCCUGGGAGAGAUCAUGGACGCUGUGUUCAUCGACGAGGUAACGCGCGUACACGAAGGCCGGCGGAGAUGUCCCGACGAUGGUCACCGAAACAGAGAUCGACGAGACAAAGGUCGACGAAAAGUUGGUCACGUAUGCUGA